CGCGGGCAGAUGAUACGUUAUCUGGGUAUAUUUUUAUUUGGUCGGGUGAUAAGGCAAUGGCGUCUAGAGUCCAAGGCUAUCCGGUUUGAUUGGUUGCGAGCGAGCAGUCGCCCUGCAGACUGCAGACUGUUGAGUUAUACUUAGAAUUACAACAUGGCAAUCGAUUUUUACUAUACCCCCGGCUCUGCGCCCUGCCGCAUUGUCAUGUUGGUCGCUGCGGCUCUCAACAUAGAGCUCAAUUUGAACUUAGUAGAUUUAGCAGGUCAGGAACAUCUUAAACCAGAUUUUUUAAAGCUUAACCCUCAACACACAGUACCAACGAUAGUAGACGAUGGUUUCUCUCUGUGGGAGUCGCGCGCAAUCAGCAGAUACCUGGUCAACAAGUACGGAGGCGACAGCGCUCUGUACCCUCAAGACGCGCAGGCCAGGGCACUGGUAGACCAGCGAUUGGACUUCGAUAUUGGCACAUUGUACCCCAGAUUUGCGAAGUAUUACUAUCCCCAACUGUUCGGUGGAGCUCCAGCUGUUGAGGCAGAUUUAGAGAAACUGAAAGAAGGCUUACAAUUCUUCAACACGUUCCUCGAGGGUAGAAAAUAUUCAGCUGGAGAGGAACUCACACUCGCAGACCUAAGUUUGGUGGCAACUAUUUCCACGAUCGACGCUGCUGGCAUCGGCUUGAAGGAAUACCCUAAUGUUGAGAAAUGGUUUGAGCUGGUGAAAGCCACUGCGCCAGGAUACGAAGAGGCGAACCAGAAGGGCAUCGACGCGUUCAAAGGGUUCAUCGCUAUGAUGAAAGCUAAAACUGAACUGUAAUCUAUUUUAGUUCCUAAUAAAAUAUUUUUUACAAUGUA
Messenger RNA from Manduca sexta (tobacco hornworm), 851 nucleotides. RefSeq names its product glutathione S-transferase 1. The transcript has 5 exons. NCBI's taxonomy places the organism in Eukaryota, Metazoa, Arthropoda, Insecta, Lepidoptera, Sphingidae. The record is from RefSeq and is a predicted model, not a curated record. Gene Ontology annotation, biological process: glutathione metabolic process. Gene Ontology annotation, molecular function: glutathione transferase activity. The coding region runs from base 154 to 813 and encodes 219 amino acids.